AUGGACCACCCAUUCUCUUUGAGGAGGAAAGAGAUCAUUAAUGGUGAACCUCUGGACAUUGACUUCCUUCGUGUUGUCACACAAGUGCGACUAGGAAGAUGUUGUAUGGACCAAGCAAAGAGAGAAAGGGCCACUUUUUAUGGUAACACCAUGAUGGAUGUGAAGGAGGAGACCAUAAAUGUUAAGGAGGAGGAAUGUGAAUUGAAGUGUGUCCCCCCUAAACAGGAGAACCUGGGCAUUAAGGAGGAGGACUAUGAACUGGGGUCUGUGGGCAUUAAAGAAGAAGCUGAAGAGAAGUGUGUCAGCAGUGCAACUAACCUCCAGACAAGUGUCAAGGAAGAAGACCUUCAUUAUGCAUGUGAAAAUGAUGCAGUGACCGGGUCUGUCUCCUCUCAAAUCAAUCGCUCUUCAUCUCCGGAGUCUUCUGUCCAUGUAAUGUCUGAAUUAUUAAAGUCUGACAUAGAGGAAACUGAAGAUAUUUCAUCUCUUACAACUCAGGAAAAUCAGCCACCACCUACAAAGAACACUAGAACAAGAAACAAAGAUCACGACAGUGUGGAAUGUGGCAAAGAAUUCCCUGGCAAGAGUGAUCUUCAGAUCUACACUAGAGUUCACACCGGAGAGAAGCCGCAUCACUGUAAUGAAUGUGGUAAACAGUUUUCACAUAAAAGCCAUCUUCAGACACACAUUAGAAUUCACACUGGAGAGAAGCCAUAUUGCUGUAAUGAAUGUGGUAAACAGUUUUCACAUAUAAGCAGUCUGAAGGACCACACUAGAGUUCACACUGGAGAGAAGCCAUAUUGCUGUAAUGAAUGUGGUAAACAGUUUUCACAAAUGAACCAUCUUCAGGUCCACACUAGAGUUCACACUGGAGAGAAGCCGUAUUGCUGUAAUGAAUGUGGUAAACAGUUUUCACAAAUGAGAAGUCUGAAGGGCCACACCAGAGUUCACACUGGAGAGAAGCCGUUUAUCUGUAAUGAAUGUGGUAAACACUUUUUACAUAUAACCAGUCUGAAAAAGCACACCAGAGUUCACAACAGAAUCAAAACAGGAGCAGGUCAAAACAACAACAAAACAUCCUUCAGGACUCCAAAGUGA
Polypterus senegalus (gray bichir) is the source of this 1098-nucleotide messenger RNA. Its product is annotated as zinc finger protein 664-like. The record is from RefSeq and is a predicted model, not a curated record. The coding region runs from base 1 to 1098 and encodes 365 amino acids. The transcript is spliced from 4 exons. Lineage: Eukaryota; Metazoa; Chordata; Cladistia; Polypteriformes; Polypteridae. Gene Ontology annotation, cellular component: nucleus.